UUAAUUCUUUUUGGUUCUUCCUGCAAUACAGUGCAGGAUUAGAAGAAAGGGUUCGUUGAAGCAGCAUUGGAUCUUCUACUUUUUAAAGAUUUUCUAAUUUUUGAAUCACCAAUGUCAUAUCACUUCACUAACGCAAAUGCAAAAGCAAAAUUACCCUUUAUAAAUACCUCCCUGGCAUAUCUCCUUCAUUACCAAACAUCAAAACUUCAAAAAUGAAUCCUGACUUAUCUCAUUUCCAAUCAUCUGCCAUGGCAAAACUUCGAAGCCGGUCCUUUUGGUCUCAUCUCUCCGAUGCCUUUCUUUUCUUUGCUGCUGCCUUUUUAGCUCUUGUGUUAGUAUGGUCCUUUUGGUCGUAUUUCACUCCAACCCCUAACUUCCUACCCACCUUUACCCAUCCAUCCUCCAACUCCAAAAACAAUCCGGUCGAAAGUGGGUUCGGAGUUAACUUAAAGUCCGACCCGAAAGACCCCACUUUUUAUGACGAUCCGGAGAUGAGUUACUCCAUAGAAAAGCCGGUGAAGGAUUGGGAUGGAAAACGCAAAGAGUGGUUAAAGCAUCACCCUUCGUUCACCGCCGGAGCACGUGAAAGAAUCGUUCUUGUAACCGGGUCCCAACCUAAGCCAUGUAAGAAUCCCGUCGGUGAUCAUUUGCUCUUACGUCUUUUCAAGAACAAGGUUGAUUACUGCAGAAUCCAUGGCUGCGAUGUUUUCUACAACAAUUUGUUGUUGCAUCCGAAGAUGAAAUCCUUCUGGGCAAAGUUCCCCAUUGUUAAAGCCGCCAUGUUGGCUCACCCUGAAGCUGAGUGGAUCUGGUGGGUUGACUCGGAUGCCUUGUUUACAGACAUGGAGUUCAAGUUACCCUUAGAAAGGUAUAAAAACCAUAACAUGGUCGUUAAUGGUUGGCCUGAGUUGAUUUAUAACAAGAGGAGUUGGACCAGUUUAAACGCUGGGGUAUUCCUUGUAAGGAACUGCCAAUGGUCUAUGGAUUUGAUCAGUACAUGGUCUAACAUGGGUCCAAUAAGUGAAGAUUAUGAAAAGUGGGGUCAGAUUCAACGAUCAAUGUUCAAAGAUAAGCUGUACCCGGAAUCAGACGAUCAAUCGGCUCUGAUUUAUCUUCUUUACAAAGAAAAAGAGAAAUACUACGAUCAUAUUUAUUUAGAAAAGGAGUUUUAUUUUCAAGGGUAUUGGGUCGACCUUAUCGGAGUGUAUGAUAACACAACGGAGAGGUAUUUGCAAAUGGAGAGAAAGGUGGCCAGGUUAAGAAGAAGACAUGCAGAGAAAGUGAGUGAGCAAUACGCUGCGUUUAGGGAAGAGUUUUUGAAGGAAACUGGGAAAUGGAAGAGGCCAUUUAUCACGCAUUUCACUGGAUGUGAGCCUUGUAGUGGGAACCAUAAUCAGAAAUAUGAUGGGGAAACUUGUUGGGAAGGUAUGGUGAAAGCUUUGAAUUUUGCUGAUAAUCAGAUUUUGCGUAACUAUGGAUUCCUGCACUCGGAUCUACUGGAUUCCUCCACUGUUACUGAAGUUCCCUUUGAUUACCCUAACCCUACUGAUGGUGAGCGUUUCUCAUAAAAAAACAAAAGGUAAUAUAUGUGGGGAAGUUUUUGUUUUGGUGAAUGUAAUAUUUGAAAAUUUUUAUUUAAGUUAUUGAAUUAUUAAAAAUAUUUCAUUUAA
This is a messenger RNA of Gossypium raimondii (Peruvian cotton), 1670 nucleotides long. Its product is annotated as glycosyltransferase 6. Gene Ontology annotation, molecular function: galactosyltransferase activity. The record is from RefSeq and is a predicted model, not a curated record. Bases 213 to 1568 code for a protein of 451 amino acids. The transcript has a single exon. Lineage: Eukaryota; Viridiplantae; Streptophyta; Magnoliopsida; Malvales; Malvaceae. Gene Ontology annotation, cellular component: membrane; trans-Golgi network; endosome.